This is a messenger RNA of Spodoptera frugiperda (fall armyworm), 1122 nucleotides long. RefSeq names its product ribosome maturation protein SBDS (gene Sbds). The record is from RefSeq and is a predicted model, not a curated record. Lineage: Eukaryota; Metazoa; Arthropoda; Insecta; Lepidoptera; Noctuidae. The transcript has 2 exons. Gene Ontology annotation, biological process: cytosolic ribosome assembly; ribosome biogenesis. Bases 167 to 922 code for a protein of 251 amino acids.
CAUCUUUUCUUUACUUUACUAAAAAAAAAUACAGAUUGCGAAAAGUGCGAAAUUGCUUUCUGAAGUAAACAUUAUGCAUUAAACAAUUUUCCUAAAGGAACAGAUAGUAAUUGGAUUUAUUAUCUACUUGAAAUUAAAUUAGUGAAGGAAAUCAAUUUACUUCACCAUGUCUAAAAUAUUUACACCAACAAAUCAAAUUCGCUUAACUAACGUCGCCAUCGUAAGGUUAAAAAAAGGUGGAAAGAGAUUUGAAAUAGCUUGUUACAGGAAUAAGGUUUUAUCAUGGCGAAACAAAUUAGAAAAAGAUAUUGAUGAAGUGCUGCAGACACACACAGUGUUUACAAACGUUUCCAAGGGACAGGUUGCCAAAAAGGAGGAUUUAGUUAAAAUAUUUGGCAAAGAUGAUCAAACUGAAAUAUGCAAAGAGAUAUUGGAGAAAGGAGAACUUCAAGUUUCAGAUAAAGAAAGGCAUUCACAAAUUGACUCUCUAUUCAAAGACAUAGCAACAACAGUAGCUGAUAAAUGUGUCAAUCCUGAAACAAAGAGACCAUAUCCCGUGUCUAUCAUAGAAAAAGCAAUGAAAGAUAUCCAUUUCUCAGUAAAUGUGAACAAAAGUGCUAAACAGCAGUCCCUUGAUGUGAUACAGCUAUUGAAAAAGGAAAUACCGCUAGAGCGAGCUCAAAUGAGAGUAAGGAUCUUACUUACUGGUAAAGAAGCAAGAAAAACAAAGGAUAAGGUUGUUAAACUCGCUAUGAGUGUUGAAGAAGAGAACUGGGAUUCUGGCACCGCAAAUAUCAUUUGCCUUAUUGAUCCUGGAAACUUCAGAGUUUUAGACGAGUUGGUUAGGACAGAAACUAAGGGUACUGGACAAUUUGAGCUGCUCAACUUAAAGGAAAUGGUUGAAGGAGAACAAGCAUUAUAAAAUUUUUGUUGAUUUGGUUGUUAUUUGGAUUUUUAUUUCAAGUUUCAAAUUAUUUGUUGUUAACACUUCAAUGUCCAACUGCUAUCUUUGAACUUUGAGACUGUUCGCUUAGUUUCAAGACAUAGAAGUUCAAUCUUGGAAGUACAUUUAUAAAAUUAAUAUACUAAUUUAUACAUUUUAAUACAAAUAUACUAAAAUUA